CUGAACAAAUUGAUGCGUUAGAGUUUCCAUUCCCUUCCGGUGUUUCGAUUUUUUUUCUGGACAAGACGUUCUUCAAGUUUGAUGGUGAAUCGGCAAUGCUUUCAUGUGUUCUCCGCGUUUUGUUGCGGGGCCCUUGCGGGCGUGAUGCUGACGACGCCCGCAAAUUCAUUUCUACGGCUGCGAUUAAGCAUCGGUGAACAUUGUUCCCCAAAUGUGGAAGACAUAAGUUACUGGUUGCAGCAAAGUGGAUCAGACAAGUUUCAUACUCAUCACUACGAGCGUUACUACAAAAGCUGGUUGGGAGAUAUGAGAUGCAAACAUGAUUUGAAAAUAGUUGAGAUUGGCGCGCAAAAAGGGCAGUCUUUGAAUGCCUGGGAAAGGAUUUUCCCGAACUCUGAAGUCAUUCUGGGCGUAGCAUACGGCUCAGGAACAACUCGACUGGAAGACCACGUUUCAAAGAGAAUAUCCCUGUUAUGGGGCGAUCAAUCCAAAAAAGAAACCAUGGAUGCCGUGGUCGAACGAGGUCCUUGGGACAUCAUUAUCGAUGAUGGCUCACACUUGCCACAACAUAUGAUGUACAGUUUCUUUUCCUUGUGGCAGAAAGCGUUGAAACCAGGUGGCAUUUAUGUCAUCGAAGAUUUGGAAACCAAUUAUUGGCGUGAUGGGGACGGACUUUACGGAUACAUUUUUUCUUCCGUCGGCAUUGCCACCACUGCAAAUUAUUCGGCUGUGAAAAAAAUUGAUCAGAUCAGGGAAGUUCUGAUGCGUUUUCAAAUCGGAGCCAGAAAUUUGACCGUCGCGCCAGGCGAUGGGGAGCUUUGUGCCAUUGAAUGGGGCAUGAACAUUGUACGAUUACGGAAAUGCACCGAGGCAGAAGUCAAGAGCAACCCGCCGUGGGCGCCGAUCCAUUACGACGAACACAUGAUGGACGGUUGGUUGCGAGAGGCGCAUUCAACAAAUCCUGCUUUGUGAAAUAUCCAGAUUUGCCAUUGGACACCUUAGCUGGUUGGACUUGGUGUCAAAGACUUGAAAAAGUGGUGAACUGGCAACGAAGCCAGAGAUUCACCCGGUGCUGUCUCAACGGCAUAGGAGCACAUCCAGAACCAUGGCUACGUGAAAA
Molecule: messenger RNA, 1120 nt
Organism: Cladocopium goreaui
Lineage: Eukaryota; Dinophyceae; Suessiales; Symbiodiniaceae
Source: the annotation of a GenBank genome assembly